UAUCCUGUAUUCUUCCUGUGUUUCUGCAUCUGUCUUAUCUUAACUAAACACGCGUAAGUUAGCUGAUGUAUCUUCCUAGUUUAGGAAUAGGAAAGUCAACUUUAUCCACCAUUUCAGAGAUGAAUAUGGCAGAUCCUCUGACAAGGCAGGAAGUCGGCAGUUUCCUCUGACCUUUAUCAAAACGACUGCAGUGUCUGUUUCUAAAGACAUUUUUCACCUGCCUGAGAAACACAGGAGGAUCUUCUGUCUUCUGUUAACGUUUCACACAAAGCAUAUUGCUGAGAAGAAGAGCCUCCUCACUUACUUGUAUGUAAAAUGAUGGCAAGUACAGCAAACUACCUCUGGUCUAUGGAAGACGUCCUGGGGCAGGGGGCAACAGCUAGCGUCUUCAAAGCACGAAAUAAGAAAACGGGUGAGCUGGUGGCUGUGAAGGUCUUCAACACCUCGAGCUACGGCAGGCCCUACGAGGUUCAGAUUAGGGAGUUCGAGAUGCUGAGGAAGCUCAACCACGUCAACAUCGUCAAGCUCUUCGCCGUGGAGGAGGGUCAGAUGCACCUGAACACUAAACAGAAGGUGCUGGUGAUGGAGUUUUGCUCCGGGGGCAGCCUGCUCAACCUUCUGGAGGAGCCCGAGAACGCCUUUGGCCUCCCAGAGUCCGAGUUCCUCAUCGUGCUGCAGUGUGUGGUACACGGGAUGAACCACUUGCGAGAGAACGGGGUGGUGCACCGUGACAUCAAGCCCGGGAAUAUCAUGAGGCUGGUGGGGGAGGACGGUCGCUCCGUCUACAAGCUUACCGACUUCGGCGCUGCCCGAGAGCUGGAGGACGACGAGAAGUUCGUCUCCAUCUAUGGAACGGAGGAGUACCUGCACCCCGACAUGUACGAGCGCGCUGUGCUGCGGAAGCCCCAGCAGAAGGCCUACGGGGUGACGGUGGACCUGUGGAGCAUCGGCGUCACCUUCUACCACGCUGCCGCCGGCACCCUGCCCUUCGUUCCCUUCGGUGGCCCCCGCAAGAACAAGCAGAUCAUGUACAAGAUUACCACAGAGAAACCCGUAGGUGCCAUCGCUGGGGUCCAGAAGGUGGAGGACGGCGUUAUUGAGUGGAGCUACCACCUGCCGCACUGCUGUCAGCUCUCAGAGGGACUGAAGACCCAGCUGGUCCCCGUGCUGGCCAGCAUCCUGGAGGCCGACCAGGAGAAGUGCUGGGGCUUCGACCAGUUCUUCGCCGAAACCACGGGCAUCCUCCACCGCGUGGCCAUCCACGUGUUCUCCCUGCAGCAGGCCACGGCGCACCAUGUCUACAUCCCCAGCUACAACACGGCCUCCAUCUUUUUUAAGGAGGUGCAGAGGCAGACGGGCGUGGUUCCCGAGCUGCAGCAGUACAUGUUCCAGGGACACCUCCUCUUUCUGGACUCCUCCAUGACGGUGGUCAGCUUCCCCCAGACCACCCCGGACCGUCCCAUCUUUCUGAUCAGCCGCCAGCCGGAGAGGACCGUGGGGCUGCUCCACCGGGAACCCGAGACACUCGUCAUGCCCUCCAGGUUCGACGUCGUUGCGGACUUCGCUUUCACCAAGGGCAUUGUUGGUGUCAUCCACCAGUAUCUAAGGAUCGCCUGCUCCUUACGGAAGUCCCAGGAGCUUAUUUUACAGGGAUUCUACGCCUACUUUGAGAAUGUCCGCACAGAGUGUGGCAGCACGGUGCACAAGAUCAGCAUAAUCAACAUGAAGGUGAUCGCCUGCCUGAAAAUGGAGGAGAAGCUGCACAAGCUGAGCCAUUCCACAGAGGAGCAUCCAGACCGUACAGAGAAUGGGAAGCAGCUCAGAGUGAUCCAGGAGAACCUUCCCAUGUAUGCCAACCGUAUUCGAGAAUUCCAGAGCAAGCUAGAUCACCUGCAUGCGGAGCUGUCCAGCCGCUCGGAGAUACUGGCGCAGGACAGAAGCACUGAGAAAAUGGAGUUCCUGCUGGAGAAGAUUUCUGAGGUGCACCAGCAGUACAGAAAGGACCGCAUGACGGGCAAGCUGGCCUACAACGACGAACAGAUUCACAAGUUUGAAAAGAUUAACCUGUCCAACAACAUCAAAAAAGUAAAGUCUAUCUACAGGGACGAUUGCUUACAGAAAUACCACGAUGUUCUCGCCGUAGCGAGCAACUGGACCAGUGCUCUCCAUGAAAUGCAGUCCCAGCUAAAGGAGUUUGGCAAUGCCUUCAAUCAGCUGAUAGGAGACCUGCAAGCGUGUGAAGAGCGUCAAAACAAGAUCCUGGACGCUGUCCUUUUCAGGGCCCACCAGGGGGUGUGGAGGCCGGAGUCCACAGAUGAACUGAAGGAGAAGGACCACAUGAUCCUCAGGAUGAACCGGCUGAAGGACGAGAUGGAGGCCGUGGCACGAGAGCUGCAGUGUAACAACAGCAUCAUUGAGAGCCUGGGGUCGAUGAGCAUUGUUCCAGGAGUCUGAUUGGCCGCCAUCACAGGGAUCACAAAAACUUUCAGCACUUGAAAAACAUUAAAACAAGCUUUCAGAAACACAGCACUUUUAUUCACAGGGUCAGGUACUAGGGGAGAUCCCAGAUGUUUGGGAUCAAUGUACAAACCCCUGUUCAUCUCUACAUGUCUUCUGUUGGUGAAUAUACAAAUUUCUUUGUGUAUGGGAUAGAUAAUGUCCAUAUGCUAGUGUCAGCCAUUUAAAAUUGAACUAGAUUGUUACUGUUUUUUUCUUUUUUUUUUUUUUAUUUGAAGAGGUCAGCGAUCCUCUUGGCCUUGUCUCUAUAGAGUAAAGCAUUUGUCUGGUGUGCUUUAGAAACAGCUCAGGGUCACUCACAUUUAUGUCUAUCUAUUUCACCAGCCCAAUUGCCUAAUUAUUGCUCAACUGCAUAUUCAGUGUUCCCCUUGAAUGGAAGUCUUAAAGCUGCCACUUGCAAGAUUGAUUUUAUUUUGAGAAUUAACCAUGCAACCCCACCACGGUAAUUACUCUAUUGAUUGUCAGGAGAGUCCGUUCAAUACAGCGGGUCCUGCUGAUGUCCAAAUAAGCAAAACGGCAGAGUUUCCAAACUGCCAGGGCUGUAAAAGUGGUGGAGCCAACCACUUUUGUAUGUGGUCCACCUGUCAGUCCACACGUCUCCAUGUACGUAGUAUAACUGUAAUUGAGAAAUGUGUCAUGUAAUGAUAUUUGAUUUGGUGUUCUUCGGUACCUCUCUUGAUUUUUGUGUGACAAAGUGUGUAUUGGCUUUGAGCUUAUUUCCUGGGAAGCUUGGACUGCUGUCUGAAAAAAAAAAUCACUGUUCUUUACUUGGGGCUGGAAAUGAUUUUUCUUAAAUUGUUUUAUUUUACAUUUACUGGAAAUACAAUAUGCUGUUAAAGUGAACCACAGAAAAUGUAUGUAGUUGGACAAAGCAAGCGCUGGUUCAAUACUGAUUUAUAAAUAUGUCCAACCAAACACUUUUCUGUGGUGUAUUUCCUCAUAGAACCACCCAUUGUGCCUUUCAGUGUACAGAAACUGCAGUCAAUGUUGGAGACAUGAGUGAUACGGUGAUC
This is a messenger RNA of Megalops cyprinoides (Indo-Pacific tarpon), 3530 nucleotides long. RefSeq names its product inhibitor of nuclear factor kappa B kinase subunit epsilon (gene ikbke). NCBI's taxonomy places the organism in Eukaryota, Metazoa, Chordata, Actinopteri, Elopiformes, Megalopidae. The coding region runs from base 316 to 2454 and encodes 712 amino acids. The record is from RefSeq and is a predicted model, not a curated record. Gene Ontology annotation, biological process: peptidyl-serine phosphorylation. Gene Ontology annotation, cellular component: cytoplasm. Gene Ontology annotation, molecular function: protein serine/threonine kinase activity; ATP binding. The transcript is spliced from 22 exons.